GCGGGAGGGAGGGGAAGGCCUCGGGAACCCAGCCGCGCUGCCGCCGCCGCCGCCGCAGCCCGAGUCGGAGGAGGGAGAAACCAGUGAGAAAAUGGCGGCCGUGGCUGCUGAGGCGGCGGCGACCGCGGCGUCCCCCGGGGACGGGGGCGCCGGCGAGGCUGAGCCGGAGCUGGAGCCCAUCCCCGGCAGCGAGGCCGGCACCCCCCUCCCGGUCACGGCCACCGAGGCGGCGGUGCCGGACGGCGAGGCCGACGGGCGCCAGUCCGCCCCUCAGGCCGACGAGCAGCCGCUGCCGCCACCGCCGCCGCCGCCGCCGCCGGGGGAGCUGGCCGGUAGCCCCGAGGCUGAGGCGAAGCCUCCCGAGCCCGCGGCCGCCCCGGCCCCGCCGCCCGAGCAGCCCUCGGCCGCCCCGGAGCAGUCCGAGGAUGCGCCGCGGCCGCCGCCAGCUCCGGCGCUCGUGCCGCCGGCGGGCGGGGACUCGGCGGUGUCGCAGCUCAUCCCCGGCUCGGAGGUGCGGGUCACGCUGGACCACAUCAUCGAGGACGCGCUCGUAGUGUCGUUCCGCCUCGGGGAGAAGCUCUUCUCCGGGGUCCUCAUGGACCUGUCUAAAAGGUUUGGGCCCCAUGGGAUCCCUGUGACAGUAUUUCCCAAAAGGGAAUAUAAGGAUAAAACGGACGCCAUGCAGCUCCAAAGUAACACAUUCCAAGAAGGGAUAGAAGUCAAGCGGGAAGUGAACGGUGCUGUUCCCGAUAACCUUUCUCCAGCCCCUCCUGAGCGCCUGUGGACUUCCAAACCACCUCCUCUCUUCCACGAAGGAGCACCUUAUCCUCCCCCCUUGUUUAUCAGGGACACAUAUAACCAAUCAAUACCUCAGCCUCCUCCUCGGAAAAUUAAGCGACCCAAACGAAAAAUGUACAGGGAAGAACCCACUUCAAUAAUGAAUGCGAUUAAGCUACGGCCCAGGCAAGUCCUGUGUGAUAAGUGUAAAAACAGUGUUGUUGCAGAAAAGAAGGAAAUUAGAAAAAGUAGCAGUGACUCUUCUAGGUAUGAAGAUAAAAAACGGAGAAAUGACAGUGUAGCUACUGUGAACAAAAAACUGAAAACUGACCAUAAAGUUGACGGGAAAAACCAAAACGAGAGCCAGAGAAGAAACGCUGUGGUGAGGGUUUCCAAUAUUGCUCACAGCAGAGGCAGAGUAGUCAAAGUUUCUGCUCAGGCAAACACAUCAAAAGCUCAGUUAAGUACCAAGAAAGUGCUCCAGAGCAAGAACAUGGACCACGCAAAAGCUCGGGAAGUAUUGAAAAUUGCCAAAGAAAAGGCACAGAAGAAGCAAAGUGAAACCUCUACUUCCAAAAACACACACUCAAAAGUCCAUUUCACACGUCGCUAUCAGAAUCCUAGCUCAGGUUCCCUUCCACCUCGUGUGCGUUUAAAGCCACAAAGGUACAGGAACGAAGAAAAUGACUCUUCUCUGAAGACAGGACUGGAGAAAAUUCGGAGUGGCAAGCUGGCCCCUAAGCCGCAGUCUCGCUGUACCUCCACCCGCUCAGCAGGUCUCAACAAAUGGCAGCUAUUACAUCAGACAGUGACGAGUCCUGCUGCUCCCUUACAGUGUCUGACAGACCACUGUGGAUUCAGACUGGGAGCAUUGAAGUUAACAGUGAAGCGGGCAGCACAAAGACAUUAACAGACUGCGGUUUCUUGGACGUGUACCACAGUGACAGAACAAGAGCAUCAGGACUGGAUAAGAUUGGAGUUUUAAGCUGCACUAAGAAGUAAAUGUUAAAGCAGUGGCUAAAACCAGUCAUUUAUAUAGGGCACUCUGAGAGUAGACUGAAUGGGAGAAAAGGUAUUAGGGAAUAUUUUAUAUAUAUAUAUAUAUAUAUACAUAUAUAUAUAUAUAUAUAUAUAAAAGAAACAAAGUACUGCAAUAAAUUGUGCAUGAGGAGGAGAAAGGUGAUGCACUCAAGUGUGACGCGGAAGAGUCGCUGAUGGUAGCUUCUUUUGAAUGUGAACAGUAGUUUGGACAGGCUUAUCAGGCAUGGGAUGGUGCAGAAAUGUGGAAUUGUUUUGCAUACUUAACCUUUGUGCUCUCUCCAAGGAUUAUGUUUAUCAAUUCAGAAGUGAGCAGAGGUGUGUUUAAAAUGGCGCUCCUGUGAAAUAGCAAUGGUCACUUGUGCUAAGGCCAGUGUUUCCUUCAGGUGCCCAUAGAAACGAGAAGACAUCCUGCUGAAAGGAUGAUUAAGUGCCCCGCCCCACCCACAAGUAAAAUGUGGAUCUUUUCUUUUAAUAAAACAGGGCUGUAUUAUCUUGAAUAUAUGUUUGCUUGUUAGAGCAUAUUAAGAUGUAUUUAUUUGCCACUAGUAUUUAACAUUAUGUGCACAUUUUCAUAACUACAUUCUUACCUUUUCAUAUUUUGACUUCCAAGUGGAUAGGCUAGUGUUGAUUUUGGAAUGAAAUCGUACACUCCCAAGAACUAGCUCAUAAUUCUCCUGAGCUGGACAAGCUUUUAUUACCGCCUCUCCCCUUACUGAGUGGCGCUGUUCUAAAAAGGUGACAGCAUCAGUGUUGAUCUGGACCUCUUCCCAUUGCAAGAAGCCCCUACUUCUUUCUGGUACAGGAAGUUCUCGCAGGUGUCGGGGAAGACUUGGCCUUGGGAGACAAGUGGCAGAAACAGAUCCUUGCAAACAGCCUAAACUUUUGGUGCAUGAACAUGAAUUCUUAAUAGAGACCACAGAUUUUCCUUGUCUUUGUUUAAAUACAUAUUAUGAAAAUCCUUAAUUUUACUUGUUUAAUGAAUGGAGAACACAUGAGAAAAUCAGAUGGACCUGUUAGUACUACAUUUUUAAAUAUUUUAUAUUUGAUGGUGCCGUAAUUUUAAUAAUAAAACUGAAGAUUUUUAGUGGCAAUACUGAUUUAUUUUUUAAACCAGAAAGAUAACACCAUAUUGAUUACUUACUACAAAAAGAAAAAAAGCCAAAAUAAAAAAAGAAACUAACUCACAAAAAUCAUUCAAAGCAACACAACAAACUGAUAAGCGAGCACUUGGCUCAAGAGUUCACUUUCUGUGAUCUUUCUGUGUGGGUGAGAUUACCCAACAGCCCAUUGCUCAGGAUUAGCAAAUGCUCUGGGUGGGAUUUUUAAAUCGUUUAAUAUACCUGACUGUGAUUUGAUUUAUAACUCAAGAAGAAAAGCCGGGUAGUCUGGAGUCUAGUGAGCUUAAUUCAGAUCCUAACAUACUGCAAGUGCUGGGAAGUCCUGACUGCAUUUUACGAUGAUCUCUUUGGAGACUUCCACAUCAUGACGUCAUCUUGUCAAAUGGGCUCAGGAACUGUAACAGCAGGGAGCCGUGGAGAAGACUUGAAGCACGCUUCCGGGCUCUGGGGUCAGUCUUGUCUUAGACCCCCAACACCAGCAGUAACUUUUAUGCUCACUCAGGAACCAGGUGUCUCCCAGUCAUGUGGAGUAUGCACGGACUGUAUCAGGAAGACCUUUAAGCUUUAGAAAUCUUUAUUUGUAGAGAGAUGGAAUUGACCAAAAAUAAUAUUAAGAAGGCAGAAGCACUGGGAGAGAUCAGGUUUGAAUAAUCUACAUAUUUUUUUUCCUCAUGACAAAUCUUUAAAGGCAUUUUAUUACAAACUAGAUUUUCAUUAAGAAAAAAAAAGACACUUGGUGGUAUUUAAAAUCUAUGCCUACCAUGUUACAACUUCAUUUUUAUUGCUUUAGUUGCUUAAUAUUUAAGCUCUGCUUCAUGCUACCUUUUGUCUGUAUUUCAAAUCCUCACAGGCCUAUUUCAUUUGUAGACUUGAAUGCUACAUUGUUUCUCACCUUCCAUCUGCUCAGAGUUAAAUGUUAAAGAAUGUUGUGUAAUGGUAUCCAAUAAAGUCUUUGAUUUUUUUUAUUUA
Messenger RNA from Mesocricetus auratus (golden hamster), 3905 nucleotides. It is a transcript of the gene Pwwp2a, whose product is annotated as PWWP domain containing 2A. Gene Ontology annotation, cellular component: nucleus. Gene Ontology annotation, molecular function: chromatin binding; histone binding. The record is from RefSeq and is a predicted model, not a curated record. Lineage: Eukaryota; Metazoa; Chordata; Mammalia; Rodentia; Cricetidae. Bases 92 to 1687 code for a protein of 531 amino acids. The transcript has 4 exons.